CCAGUCCUCUCUCGGGUCGGGCGGCGCGCGGCGCUUCCGCUUCCGGUUCCACGCGGCCCGUCAUGGCGGCGCCCAGCGAGGCGGCGAAGCGGCGGCCGUUCGGGACGCGCUUCCUCACCGACCCCGGCCGCCUCUUCCAGCACAACGCGUGGGAUAAUGUGGAAUGGUCAGAAGAGCAGGAAGCCAAUGCCAGAAGUAAAGUUCAAGAGAACAGCUCACAGCUAUUGCCACAAGAUAAACAAGAGGAAUAUGAAGUGAAUGCUAACAGGUACUGGGAUGACUUUUAUAAAAUCCAUGAAAACGGCUUCUUCAAGGACAGACACUGGCUGUUCACUGAAUUUCCUGAGCUGGCACCAAAUAGAAACCCAAGUCAAAAUGAGGUUUCUGGGUACAAAUGCAGUUACGAAGAAGAAUCCAACAGUGAAGGGCUGGGAAGCUGUGAAAAUGGACAUUGCUCAUUGGAAACCAGGGCAGAGAAUCAGUUAAACCUGAUAAAAAGCAUGCCCACGUUCUGCUCAGAGGAGUCAGCUACCCAGAAACACAGUGAGCUGAAUCAAAGUGAUGGAGAUUACCCAGGAUCCUCUGCAACUUACCGUAUAUUAGAGGUUGGCUGUGGUGCUGGAAAUACAGUUUUCCCAAUUUUACAAACCAACAAUGACCCAGGGCUUUUUGUUUAUUGCUGUGAUUUUUCUACAAUAGCUGUGGAUCUUGUCCAGACCAAUGCGGAGUACGAUUCUUCACGCUGCUUUGCAUUUGUCCAUGACCUCUGCAAUGACCAAAGUCCUUUCCCAAUGCCAGAAGAGAGUCUCGACAUUGUUAUUCUUAUUUUUGUCCUUUCAGCGAUUCUCCCAGAGAAGAUGCAGUGCAUUGUUAACAGACUGAGUCGUCUUCUGAAGCCAGGAGGAAUGAUUUUAUUACGAGAUUAUGGCCGUUACGACCUGGCCCAGCUUCGGUUUAAGAAAGGUCAAUGUCUGUCUGAUAACUUCUAUGUGAGAGGUGAUGGCACCAGAGUCUACUUCUUCACACAAGAUGAAUUAGAUGAUCUCUUCACAACAGCUGGGCUGGAGAAGAUCCAGAAUUUGGUUGAUCGGCGGUUGCAAGUGAACCGUGGAAAACAAAUGACAAUGUAUCGAGUAUGGAUCCAGUGCAAAUACCGCAAGCCUGCCGCCCCUCAGCUGUGAGGAAAAGGGGCAUGCUUUUUAGGUGGGAGCUUCUCUGUGGCCAUGUGCAGUUUCUCCUCCUGGUGGGAUGUGGUGAUAGGAAGGCCAGCGCACACAGGACCUCAGUGCCUUUUACAAUGCCUACUGUCACUUCAAGUGAGCUGUGCUAAGGAGGAAUGUUCUAAGAGAAGACCAAGCAGUACUUAAUGUCUUACUAGCGGUCUUGGUUUUUUAAAUAAUUUAUGAUUUUAAUAACUUAAGAAAUGGUCAUCUACUGUCUUACAGCAGCUGAGCAAGUUGAGUAACAAGUCACUCUUACUCUGGAUUUCCACAUGAAACAGAAGGAUACCUUCAGCCUCACCUGUGUGUUAUGUACUCUUAUACUGGGAGCAAAAACCAUGCAACCUGUAAAUCUGCUCAUCUCUGCGACUGGUCGCUAGGCCUAAUAUGGAUCCCUUAGCCCGCUUAUUUCAUCCAGCUCUCUUCUAGUCACUCAGGCUUGUGCACAUCCAGAUGUUCAAAUACACCAAACGAGGGCAUGAACAGAGAGCAUGCCAGCUUCUCUGUGCUAGCUUUAUCGUGGAUGUCUCAUGGUGUGCAGGUGACCUGCAGAGAAAGCAGAUGGUGCUGCCUUGCCAUUACUGUCCACAGGGAUGUUCCUCUAAGGAGCUGGCAUACUAUAGUUCAGGUGCUGUACACAUCAGGGAGGAUCCAGCUUCCAAAACUUCGGCGCUGAUGCCAGGUUUGGGGCACCCCUGGAGUGGGGGAAUCAGAAGCAGUUCAUGGGGCCAGGCCUUGCAUCGAACCUACUACCUGCUUUUUCUGCUUGAAAGGUCAGAACCAUUCUUGCUGGCUGCAGCCCCCAGGUCACAGGAUCCCAGGUCACAGCUACUCCGUUGUGGUGUGCUAAACUCAAGUGGAUGAGACAGCUGUCUUUGAUAAGGAAUCUGAAGAAUGUCUACCACUUAUGUUUAAUUUUUUAGAGGAAGCCAACACUGUGGCUUUCUGAAGGUAUUCCCCCACCUUUGAUAGCAAAUAUCUUUUAUCUCAGCUUGUUUUCUUUUGUUUUUUUAAGGUGUGGCGCAGCAGGUAUUAGAAUAAAUUUUGUGGUAACAUUU
This is a messenger RNA of Dromaius novaehollandiae (emu), 2278 nucleotides long. It is a transcript of the gene METTL2A, whose product is annotated as methyltransferase 2A, tRNA N3-cytidine. Bases 63 to 1181 code for a protein of 372 amino acids. Gene Ontology annotation, molecular function: tRNA (cytidine-N3)-methyltransferase activity. The transcript has 9 exons. Lineage: Eukaryota; Metazoa; Chordata; Aves; Casuariiformes; Dromaiidae. The record is from RefSeq and is a predicted model, not a curated record.